AUGUCGUCGUCGCCGUGCACAGCGCGCCUGUCAGAGCUGCCGAGCUCGCCGCCACCAGCACACGUCGCGAACGCGGGCAGCCGCAAGGUCAGAAAACCGCCGCCCAUCACCCCUAAACGAUUCCAGAAGUUCUUUACGCCGCGCACUUCGUCACACGGCUCUUCACGGCUCUCCAGCUCCGGGCGCCAGCUGCAGGAUAUCACGCGCGCUGCCAUCAAUCGCGGCAAUGCCGCGCACAGGACUACGCCCCGCAAGACAGUAAACUUCGCCGACAUUGAGGUCGACAAGGGCCUGCAGACCCCCCAGCUCAACUCUCGCAAGCGUAAGACGCCGUAUCUCUCGCCAGAGAGCUCCCCGGCUCAAUCAUCGCCUACAAAACGUCACAAGUACGCGACCCCGCCGCCCUUCAACAUUCUCGAGGAUGCUCCCGUAUUCGAUGAGCCGCCUGUGCCUAUCUUCCCAGAGCCAAUACGACGACUGAAGAGCUUGGGAGGGACCUCGCGAAAGCUGACUCGCUCCUUUGGCGGUAUACUGAGUGUUGGGCGAGGUCUUCGACGCGACCACUGCGCAGCGUCGUGGCAGGACCACACUGUCAACUUUUACAGCUCAGCCGAGGAUCAUUAUGAGCUACCUCAAGGCGCCCCGCCAUUCUGCACCGCUUCAUGCAAUGUCAAUUCACUGGUCGCCGUUGGCGAUGAGGAUGGAUGGGUCCACCUGCUCGAUUCCGAGGAUGACAAACCGACCGGCUUUUCAAAAGCUCAUGUAUCCUGGAGGGCUCAUGGCAACGCGAUCAUGGAUAUCCAGUUCUCCUCCGAUGAUUCUUGGAUUGCGACUGCCUCGGGCGACCAGACGGGGCAGAUCAUCGAUGCUCGGACCCAGCAGACAGUCCAUGUUCUGGCUAAGCACAAAUCUUCUGUGAAACAGAUACGAUUUCAACCAGGGGAUGACAACAUCGUAGCCACUUCGAGUCGUGACGGUGCUGUCCAGAUCUGGGAUCUAAGAUGCAAGGGCGGUCACACCAAUGUACAUCCCGCCUGGGGUGAUGAUGUGCCAUACGCCAGCACUAUCAAGUCACUCGCUUCUGCCCACGCAGACCCUGGACCCAUCAGCGACGCCAUUGUAAACACCAAGAGCUCGGCGAACCGGAAAAGCGAAGCAUUGAGCCGACGCAACGAUGUAUCUGUCACUGCGCUCUCGUUUCUGCCUACAGGUCGUCAGCAUCUGUUGCUGACAGCUUCGGAUGCAUCAACAAGUGUCAAGCUGUGGGAUAUACGAGGCCGAUAUUCUCUGCGCGGACCUGCUGUGCCUAUAUCGACUACGAGACACCCCGAGUCGCACACUCGGCACCGUCACUUCGCGAUCAACUCGCUCACCCUGAGUGGCGAUGCAGCCCGGUUGUAUGCUCUCAGCAAAGACAACACAGUUUACGCAUACUCAACAAGUCAUCUUAUAUUAGGUGUGGCACCGGAACUCUCCUCCACCACGUCAAAGCAUCAGAGGGCCCAACAAGACGGCCUGGGACCAAUCUACGGUUUCCGACAUCGCAAUUUCCACGCUGGUUCUUUCUACGUGAAGGCGUCGCUUCGUAAAGCCUCAGACGACAAGCCAGAGCUUUUGGCUGUCGGAAGCACAGACGGCUGCCCAGUGUUGUUCCCUACCGAUGAAACCUUUCUCAAGCGCGAAAACACCCGGACAGAAGAGUUCCCAGAACUCCCCCAGCUAAGGAGAUCAUCUCGCCCGACGCUGGCUCGCAAUGCGUCUACUGGAAGCAAGUUUCCUUGUAUGCUGACCGAUACAAUUCCCAUCUACGAGCACGGCACACCUUUGAUCCGUGGCCACGAUGCGGAGGUAACCAGCGUAUCUUGGACAAAGAGCGGGUCCUUGAUCAGUGUUGGCGACGACUUCCGUGUACGGAGAUGGAAUGAAGGCUCUAGGGCGCGAGAGCUGAGGCUGAACGGAGAGGCAGAAGGAAAAAGGUGGCAGUGUGGGUGGGCGGUCGCACCCGAGGGCUAUGAUGAGGAUGAUUUUUCAGCGUGGCGUUUGGGGAUAGGGAACAUAUCUAGGUCGCUCGGGAAUGUCAACAUGGUAUCGCCUCCUAGACCAGUACCAACACGCGGCUUAAACUUCCCAGGGAGCUUUUUCCUGCUGAGCCAUGAAGCCGACGAAUUUCAGUGCCCCACUCCGAGCAACGCGGGCCUCAUGCAGAUGUUCCCAAAAGAGAGUCCACCCACCUGGAUCGGGUCAGCACCGUGGCUUUGGACGACGUUUGCACGACCAGUUGCGGAAGCACAGUUCUCGCAGUCGUACCUUCCGAAGCAAAGCAAAGCUCUAGCUCCAAUAGAACGCCUCCCAAAUGAGUUACUGGACCAGGUGCUCACUUACAUCCAGGAUGAAGAGAGGGAUGUACUGGCCUGGGGUCUUUCUUCAAAUGUAAUAUGGGCCUAUGUCCUGCGCCUCAUCCACAAGCAGAACGAACGCUUCGUAGGUCUGUGGAGUUGCAAAGAGGUGGGCUUCUACGGCUACAUCCCCACAUCAGACGACGAUGUUUUCCAAUGCCGGUCAGUCUGGGACCGCCGACCAGCCAUGACCAACGCCCCAGACUUCCUGGAAACCUACAAUGUCGACGAGCGCCGGCUCUCCGACGUCACCAUCACCGCGGCCCAGCGCUGGACAGAAGUCCUGGAUGCCGCGAAGUUCCUGUCUCGCUCACAGGCACCGGGCUGGGCCGUCAUCAAGGACGCCGACUGGCGCAAGAUUGAGCGCGACCUCUUCUUCCGUGCGUACCCCCAGUCCCGCACCUGGGUACUGCGCAACCUCACCACCUCCGAAUUCAUCCGCUCGGACAAACUCACCCCCUCGGCGCGCAAAUCCUCCGACUCUGCACGCCCGAAGCUCCCCUCGCGCUCCUCCACCUUCAUCAAAAUGCUGAAGCCGUUCGCUUCCGACAAGAAGACUGGCAAGGACAAAGCACCGGAAAGUCUAGCACCCGGUCCUAGCGACGACGCCUUCUCCACCUCCCCCCUCACCUUCGCCCAACUCCUCCUCACCCUCACCGCCCACUCCGAUCUCCCCUCACACCACGAGCUCGUCUUCGCCUUCCACGACGGCCGCUGGCGCGGGCACUGCUUCGACCUUGUCCCUCUAUCUUCCCACCUCUCCGAAACGAAAGAGGCAGACUGGGCAGACGUUUCCGAGCUGGCCGUUGACGACGUCGCGAACUUGCGGUACUGGGUGCACCAGCUGAACGGCGAUGGGGAUAGUUGUCCGAAAGGCUUGAAGCCGCAUGUCGAGGCAGACCGGAAUAUGUAUCAUAAUUGGGAGGGGUUGGAGGCGCCACUUUUGGGGCGAGGGGAGAGGCCGCGGGGGAGGUGGAUGUUGAAGAAGCCGAUGCAGACGGGGGUGUUGAUGAGGGCGGCCGGGGGCAGUAGGGAGAGGCUGUGA
Messenger RNA from Paraphaeosphaeria sporulosa, 3441 nucleotides. Its product is annotated as WD40 repeat-like protein. Gene Ontology annotation, molecular function: protein-macromolecule adaptor activity; protein binding. Bases 1 to 3441 code for a protein of 1146 amino acids. Lineage: Eukaryota; Fungi; Ascomycota; Dothideomycetes; Pleosporales; Didymosphaeriaceae. The record is from RefSeq and is a predicted model, not a curated record. The transcript is spliced from 3 exons. Gene Ontology annotation, biological process: proteasome-mediated ubiquitin-dependent protein catabolic process. Gene Ontology annotation, cellular component: nucleus.